AUGAGUUUCUUCAACAUAUUCAGUUCAUCCUUGAAUACAGCUGCAACUAUACCCCAGUAUAAACAAGGAAAAAACCAGGAUUCCAUAGACUUACAACUCAAAUCAUUAUUAUAUGUUUUUAAAAGAUUAAGAAUCAAUAAGUUGAGUUCUUUCUUAGCCAAAGACUAUAGUUUGAAGUAUAUCGAUGAGGGAAUCUCAUUCUUGAAUGAGAUAGAUGAAGGUGAUACUGAAAGUGGUGAAGAAAGUGAGGCAUAUUAUCAAAAGUUGGAUCAAUUAUAUAACAUUGAUGAAUUUAAAUCGAUUUUAAUUGAAGAUGAAUAUAGAGUCAUGGUCGAUUAUAUCAAGAAUAAAUUCCGAAGUUAUUGUCUUGUAUCGAAUUAUCCCAGUUCGAAUUUCUCUCGACCCAGUUCUCCCGUGAAAGGUUCAACCAAUAAUCAAAAUAAUGAAUAUGAUGAUGAGUAUUAUCCAUCAUUUAAAGAUGCCAAGGAUCGGAAAACAAAAGGGUUCAGAUUCAUAUUAUUACCAAUCCGUGAUAUAUCUGUGGAAUUCAUCGCUAAUACAUUAUCGAUGUCAGAUAUUUAUCUGGAACAUUUCCAUUCGUUUCUUGAUUUUAAUAAACGUUAUCAAUAUGCCAUGGAAGCAAUUCAUAGAGUUAUAGACGAUUCUCGAUACCAAGAUAAAAUCAAAUCAAUUGAUAUUUCUGAAGAUGAAAAAGCGGCUAUAAUCCAGCAUUAUUUACAUACUGCUGCUUUUAAUAUCCAAUUAAAUCGUAUUUAUGAUGAGUAUUUAAAGAAAUUUCCUAUUGUGAAAUCAGCCAUCCCAACUACUUCCACCACUCCAAUUUCGAGUCCAAUCAAAUUAAGAACUACUGCUAAACCCUUGGUCAGUAUUUCCUUAAACACAUCUCCUUCAAAACAACAGCCACCUAAAGUACUAAGUAAAAGACCUUCGAUUGCAGAUUUAAGAAUCUCAUCUCCUUCAAAACAGGCUCUGCCUCAGAAACUGUUAAGAGUAAAACCAUCGAUAUCGAAAUUACGUCUCGAUGAGAUGAACAACAAUACAAAUAUUCAUAAUCAUUUCCUUGAGUCAAAUCUUUCGUCAUCAAAAUCAGAUAUAAGUAGUACUAUUUCUGAUACUGAUGACGAAAAUGAAUCACCACCUUCAUCCAUAACUCAUAAAUCAAAUCAAAGUAAGUCAACCACUGAAUUUAGAAUGGAUGUUUAUGAGAAAUGUAAAUUGGCUAUAAUAGAUAAGUUAAAUACUGAACGAAGUAAAUUGGUUGUAUAG
Molecule: messenger RNA, 1287 nt
Organism: Scheffersomyces coipomensis
Lineage: Eukaryota; Fungi; Ascomycota; Pichiomycetes; Serinales; Debaryomycetaceae
Exons: 1
Coding region: 1-1287 (428 amino acids)
Source: RefSeq, a predicted model, not a curated record